GCUGGGGGUCGCUGGGUUUUCUUAACUCACCGCUGGAUGAGGUUUGCGUGGUAAGGGAGGAAACUCCGAACCAGGGUUGACCUCUGACCUUCCUCCAGGAAGUACUGCCCACGCUGGCUUUCUUGCCAAGGAUACUAGGGAAUUAUUUCAUAAAGAAAUCUGGUGAGUCAACUGCACAGUGAUGAUUGUACAACGAGUGGUAUUAAAUUCCCGACCUGGAAAAAAUGGUAAUCCAGUGGCAGAGAAUUUCAGAGUGGAAGAAGUCAGUAUACCAGAUGAUAUUAAUGAAGGACAAGUACAAGUUAGAACUCUUUAUCUUUCUGUGGAUCCUUACAUGCGUUGUAAGAUGAAUGAAGACACUGGAAGUGAUUAUAUAGCACCUUGGCAGCUGUCUCAGGUGGUUGAUGGUGGAGGUAUUGGAAUUAUAGAAGCAAGCAAGCACACAAAUUUGAAUAAAGGCGAUUUUGUGACUUCUUUCUAUUGGCCCUGGCAAACCAAGGCUAUUCUGGAUGGAAAUAGCCUUGAAAAGGUAGACCCACAGCUUGUGGAUGGACACCUUUCAUAUUUUCUUGGAGCUAUAGGUAUGCCUGGUUUGACUUCCUUAAUUGGAGUACAGGAAAAAGGUCAUAUAACUGCUAGAUCUAAUCAGACAAUGGUUGUCAGUGGAGCAGCAGGUGCUUGUGGAUCCUUGGCUGGGCAGAUUGGCCAUUUGCUGGGCUGUUCCAGAGUGGUGGGAAUUUGUGGAACACAAGAGAAAUGCCUCCUUUUGACCUCAGAACUGGGCUUUGAUGCUGCAAUUAAUUAUAAAAAAGGGAAUGUGGCAGAACAACUCCGAGAAUCAUGCCCAGAUGGAGUGGAUGUUUACUUUGACAAUGUUGGCGGUGACAUCAGCGAUACAGUGAUAAGUCAGAUGAAUCAGAACAGCCACAUCGUCCUGUGUGGUCAGAUUUCUCAGUACAAUAAGGAUGUGCCCUAUCCUCCUCCACUGCCCCCUCCUAUAGAGGCAAUUCGGAAGGAAAGAAACAUUACAAGGGAAAGAUUUCUGGUGUUAAAUUAUAAGGAUAAAUUUGAGCCUGGCAUUCUACAACUGAGUCAGUGGUUUAAAGAAGGAAAGCUAAAGAUCAAAGAGACGGUGAUAAAUGGAUUGGAAAACAUGGGAGCUGCAUUCCAGUCCAUGAUGACAGGAGGCAACAUUGGAAAACAGAUAGUUUGUAUUUCAAAAGAUAUUUCUCUCUAACUGUCAUCAUCAAGAAGAAUCACACAUAUUUCUUUCCAUCUUGCACAAAGAUUUUUAAGAUAAAUUUUAAAAAAACAGCAGAGAUCUUAAUUUAAAUGUGAUCAGAGUUGAUAUUUUCUUACAUAACUUAAUUCUUUUCUAUACCUUAAAUAUCAUAUGUGCACUCUGCAUCUAACAUUACUAACAAUAAUACUGAAAUAAAAAUGAUCUAUUUUUCUUUUUUGUUAAAACAUGACAUAAUUGUAUCAGAUAUUCUGAAACCACGGAAAAUUUGAUGCAACUAUUAAUGAAUCAUAUUAUAAAUUUUUAAAAUUAAUAACUAAUUUCAAAUAGAAUAAGUAUUUGAAGUGAGAGGCAUGUAGUAAACAUUUGUUGAACUGGAAAAAAGUUACAUGAUUCUUAAACUGAAAUUGGAAUAAGAACAGAAUUGGAAUGGCCUUUCCAUAUUGUAGAUGGAAAUAGUACUUAACGGUAUGAUAUGUAUAUAAGGACUGGAGGGUAGGGUUGGUGGGGUGGGAUUCAGAGCAUGUGGAACAGUUUUUGGGAAAGAAGAACAAGAGGUUUUGAGUUGGGAGUAAUAAAUAGCUGGUCAGUUGGCUUGAGAGACCAAAAGAUCAGAUCGAAUCCAAAGGAUGAUCUAUUAAUGUUUUGCCAAAUAAUUUACUGUACAGCCUAAAAAUAUAUAUAAUAUAUAUAGAUAGAUAGAUGAAAGCAUAUGUUAAUCUUAGUUUAGUGGGCACACACUGUCAAAUAGUUGUAAAGGUUAGAGAGCAAGUAGAUAUAAACUUACUGGGAAUUUCAGAUAACUAAACAAGGUCUGUGGGUAUAACUCAGUGGCACAAGUCUGCUUAGCAUAUGAGAUCAGUCCCCAGCACCAGAACACCUAAAACAAACCAAAAUCAAAACAAAGACAGCUUCAGAAACGUCAAGACUGACUGGGAAAAUUAACCAAUGGUUGUAAUCCUGAAUGUUCAAAACCUGUUGAUGUACCCCUGAAUUUUGUUUUAUUAAUUGGAACCAACCCUUUGAAACAAUAAAAUUGAAGAUGUUUUUCUGA
Sciurus carolinensis (gray squirrel) is the source of this 2294-nucleotide messenger RNA. RefSeq names its product prostaglandin reductase 2 (gene Ptgr2). The transcript is spliced from 10 exons. The record is from RefSeq and is a predicted model, not a curated record. Gene Ontology annotation, biological process: prostaglandin metabolic process. NCBI's taxonomy places the organism in Eukaryota, Metazoa, Chordata, Mammalia, Rodentia, Sciuridae. Gene Ontology annotation, molecular function: 15-oxoprostaglandin 13-reductase [NAD(P)+] activity. Bases 182 to 1237 code for a protein of 351 amino acids.